Molecule: messenger RNA, 416 nt
Organism: Colletotrichum phormii
Lineage: Eukaryota; Fungi; Ascomycota; Sordariomycetes; Glomerellales; Glomerellaceae
Exons: 1
Coding region: 68-253 (61 amino acids)
Source: RefSeq, a predicted model, not a curated record
CUUCCCUUUCGGAGACAAACUACAAAUAGGAAAUAUCUUCUAAACCAAGUGUGUUUACGGUACUCCAAUGGCGUCGCAUACCUUACACACCAUACCUGUGUCCAAGUCUCACAUCAACAAAGGCGAAGCGGACAAAAUGUCAGAAUUUUUAAUAAGACAAAAGCCCUGCAACGAAGAGAAUCAUCGUCGAUGCGAGACUAGCUGUGGCCGAGGCCCUGUGUGCCGACAGACACGGUCAUCUCCCUGUACUUAGAGAACGGACACCGGCCAGGGCCACCCCGGUCGCCGCGAUGCGCCGUUUCGCCGUGUGUUGAGGGUCAUACAAGAGAGAUGGUCGCCAAAAGACGGGCUGUUCGCUGUGUGGACGUUGACCUUUGAAGCUUGGGUCCUUGGGGCCUCGUGUUCGUUGCAACCGG